Molecule: messenger RNA, 1458 nt
Organism: Theileria orientalis strain Shintoku
Lineage: Eukaryota; Apicomplexa; Aconoidasida; Piroplasmida; Theileriidae
Exons: 2
Coding region: 1-1458 (485 amino acids)
Biological process (GO): rRNA processing
Cellular component (GO): nucleolus; small-subunit processome
Source: RefSeq, a predicted model, not a curated record
AUGAAGAAGAUAAGGAAACGCUUGCCUCCUAGAUCUAAGAAGCCCAAAAGAAACGAUAAGUUUGACGAGGAAAUAUCAGAAGAUGAAGAUAUAAUCGAUGAUUUAGAUGUUGGUGGAAAUAAAAAAGGAAAUAUAAACAAUGAAGGAGGAGAAUUAUGGAAGUAUAUCCACGAUAGUUAUGGCUUCGAUGAAGCAUAUGAAGAAGGCACUGAACACACAGAUUUAACACAUACCAACAGGGAUAAAAGGAAUGAAAAUGAAGAAAAUAAAACGGAAAAAGAUUUUAGUAUAGAUAGAUUGGAAGAAAGUGUCGAGUUGAGCGGAACAAUAUUGGACUACGACCAACUGGAAGAAAACGACCCAUCAUAUAAGUGGAUAACACAGUCAAAGGAAUCAAAUGAAACAUAUAAGAAGCUGGUAAAGAAGUUCAAGCAAGUUGAAGAAGAUGUGCCGAAAAUUUUCAAGUCAGAAUCGGAAGCAAGAACAAAAAGACUGGAAAGAAAAACACAGUAUGAAUCAGUAAAGAAACAUCUGACAAAAAAAUGGGCACCAAUAGUAUCGCAAAUAAAUAAAAAAGAAGGAUUGGUGUACGGAGAAGAAACGGAGAGGUCAGAAGCAACAUGCGGAACACUGUAUUCGACAUUUAAGCCUGAAACGGAGCUGGAAAAGAAGUUGGCACAAUCGAGUGAUAAAAAGCUAAAAUUGAUAGAAGGAAAAGCACUGGCAAAAGCAGUGCUGGCAAGAGAACAGAAAAAAAAUAAAAGAAUAAAUAGAAUAAAGAGUAAAAGAUGGCAUAAGAGACAAAAACAGAGAGAUUUGGAAAUAGCAGCGAAACUAUUAACGAAAAUAGAUGACCCAGACCUGGCAAAUGAAAUAAAGAGUACAUUUGAAAGAAAGAGAGCAGAAAAGAGAAUACUGAGAAAAAAAGAAGCACAAUCAAAAUGGGCAAAAAUGGCACUACGAUACGGAGGAAAGGAAUUGCUGAAGGAAAUAUCGUUUCAAAAUCAAAAUCUAAGAAACGAUCAUCAACUAAUAGACGAAGUGGCUAAGUUUAGAAAGGAAGAAGAGGAGGAUGAGGAAUAUAAUAGUGAUGAUGAAGAAGAGUUGAGAAUGAGAGAAACGAAUCAGGAUAAGUUGAACGUAAUACUGGACUCGUCAGUGCCAAUUCCGGAAAAGGGCUUAUUCAAUUUGACAUUCAUGAAAAACGCAAUUGAAAAUAGAAGGUUGCAAGAAGAGAAUGAGAAUGAAAAAAGUGGAUCGGAAGAAGAAGAAGACGAAGACGACUAUGAGCAGGACCAUGACCAUUUCGGUAAGAUUGUCGUCGAUAACAGGAAGGAUGAGGAGGAAGAAGACGUAGUUGACUACAGUGUGAUAGUAAACGAAGAAGGAGUUGAAGUGGACUCGCAAAUAGUUAAGCUGAAUCAACUUAAGGAAGACAAAACACUCAAAUUCUCGUAA